This is a messenger RNA of Paraglomus occultum, 146 nucleotides long. NCBI's taxonomy places the organism in Eukaryota, Fungi, Glomeromycota, Glomeromycetes, Paraglomerales, Paraglomeraceae. The record is from the annotation of a GenBank genome assembly.
AUACAAGGGAAGUUCUCGCCGCCGAAGACUGGCCGACACGAAAAACUUCAGCAAAAUCAAUGAAUCAACUGUCCACCGCCGAAGACUGGCCGACACGAACAGUUGUUAGCUACCAAGUAACUCGUAACUCCACCGCCGAAGACUAG